AAUGAAAAGAAAUGGAAAAUUCAAGAUUGUAUGCACAUGUGUAGGUCUUCAAGCAGUAACGGAUAGGCUCUCGAGGCCGGCUUCGUUUACUUUCUUCGGUCACGCUGGAGUAAUCCCGUUAGCUGUUGUGAACAAAUUCGUUAUCAAAACUGUACGAGGCAACGUUCACGAGUAAAGUCCAGAUCGAUAAUUUGAUUAUGCACGAAUAACGGAGCUGUUCGAAGUACCUAUCGAACGACGGAAUGCACUCGCUUCGAAGGUAUUUACUCAUAAAACUGCAACGCGAUACCCACGAAAUUAAUUAAUUAUCGGAAUUUGGGUCGGGGAGCUACGUCAUGCAGAGCCGGAGCGUAGCCAGAGGGUGAUGUGGGAAAUGCCGCUGUAAAUUUUGGAAUUUAUUUUAACGAGAUUAUACAAAUAUCCGGUCGAGAGUUAUUUGCCAUCGUUCAAAAAUUCAACUGCAAUCUUUACUUUUCACAUAUAGAAUAUGCGCAUACAUGCAUAUUAUAUAGACGUUCUAAUAAAAUGCGAGAUUUUUAUUCAGUAAUAACAGCUGCAUGUGAGUAGGAAACGUUGAAAAUACACAAAUCUAUAUAAUUAUGCCAAUUAAUUAUUUACAUAGCUACGGAAUUUUAUUUUAAUGUCACGUUAAAUUUUACAUCGAUAACAUUGCUCAAAGUUAACGUGACGUAAAUUAACCUGGCAUUAAAAUAAAUUCGUAUUAUAAUAAAGAAUAUUAUCAUAUCCUUUGCACGCCACAUCCGGCUGAUAAUGAUUAGAUGCUCCCGUUAAUUGUGCGGAUUGGGCGUCAGUUUCUUACGAGCGUUAGUGAGCGUUAGUCGUGGAUCAAUUUAUGUCGUUGUUGUGAAGAAAUAGAAAAAUCAGGAAUGCAGGAAUGCGAUCCGGAUCAUAUUGCGCUUAUAUCAGCCAUCGAGAAUGGCGAGUUCGACGAGGCAAGUGAAAUUUUGACGCGCGAUAGCGAAAAUAAGUAUGUGCGUCCAGUAGGUGCCCUUCAAGUGACAGCCCUACAGAUGGCUGCUUGGCAGGGAAACAUAGAUCUGUUGAAUCGACUCUACGAGAAAGGCGCCGAUAUAAACGGUACGGAUAAAAUUGGUAGAUGCGCCCUUCAUUACGCGGCGCACAAUGGUAAUACCGACGUGACAAGGUGGCUUCUUCAACACGGAGGACACAUCGACGUCAAAGUCGGCAUCUACUCAUGUACCAAGGGCAUCCCGUAUUCUUCAUUGACAAAAUCCUACGUCGUAGGAAGAAACCUACCAGUACCCGUGUGCUGGGGAAGAACGCCAUUGCAUCAGGCGGUGAAAAAUAAUCACGCGGACGUUGUGCGCGUUUUGGUGGACGGCGGUGCGGAUGUGAAUGUUAAAGACGAGUGCCUGAUUACCCCGUUGCUCUUGGCGGGAAGUGCGGUGAAUCGCGACGAUCUCAAUGAGAUGACUAAGUUCGUCGAGAUCGUUAGGAUUCUGGUCGCCGCAAAGGUGUUCGUUGACAUUAUUCAUCCGGACACGGGUACCACUGCUCUGCACCAUGCAGCAAUGCUAGGCAGUGCAGAAGCAACGAAGAUAUUGUUGUCAAAUGGUGCGUGGCCGAUGUAUAAAUGCAAGAGCUCCGGAAGCACGCCUCUUCACAUUGCUGCGAGUACAGGGAAUAUUGAGACACUAAUGGUUCUAAUUGAAGCAAUGCAGUGCCAUAACAUUGAUACGCGCGAUCAGAUCAAUCGUACGGCUCUUCAUAGAGCGUCUUAUCGGGGUCACCGCGAGUGCGUACGAGCUUUGAUCAGUCAUGGAGCUAAUUUGGCCGCGGUAACGAAGACUGGGAUUACCGUCGUGGACGCGAUAUUCGCUCAUAUUUCGCGACCAUUCGCCUUUUUAACAGACGUCUUGGAUUCUUGCGUACGAACGACUAAUAAUUCCCCUUCGGAGAAAUACGAGAAUAUCACUGUCGAUUUUGGUAUAUUAGCCCCAAAGCACCAGAUGCAAAUGGCAGUCGUCACAGCCGUUACAGCCGCAGCUUCGGAUAUAAGACAACUGGCGAUAUUGCAGCAUCCACUUGUGGAGACGUUUCUCAGACUAAAGUGGGCAAGAUUAAGAAUACUUUUCUUCCUUCUUAUACUCGUACACUUGUCCUUCGUUAUUUCUCUCUCGGUUUAUGCUAUAAUGUUUGCACAUAACGACGCUGAUCACAUGGUGACUCGAAGAAUCCUAGCGAUCUGUUCUUGCAUUCUUUUGUUUCACAAUACGAUUCAAGUUGUAUUAGAACCAAGACAUUAUUUGAGACAAUUAGAGACGUGGUUGUCACUCAUAUGCGCCGUGCUAUCCUUGAUAACGUCGAUAGCGGGAGAAUUUGUAAAAUGUUCAAAGGAAGAAAUUGAGUCUCGGCAUUGCGUGCACUGGGUGCUACAUUCCAUCAGCAUCGCAAUCUUGUUGAGUUGGAUGCAAAUGAUGUUGUUAAUUGGUCGAGUUCCAAUGUGGGGAUAUUAUGCCCUUAUGUUUUCCACGGUAUUGAAGAAUAUUCUAAAGGUUCUCUUAGCGUUUGGCUACUUGAUUGUCGGAUUCGCGUUAAGUUUUGUCGUUUUGUUUCACGGAAACGAUCAAUUUCAUAAUGUCUGGAGAUCCAUCGUAAGGACUGUGGUAAUGAUGAUGGGCGAGUACGAGUACGAGGAGUUGUUCAAUACCGAGAACGACAAGGGUACUUUUCUACCAAUCACAAGCAGAAUUGUGUUCUUCAUCUUCAUCAUGCUCGCCAGUAUCGUUUUGAUUAAUCUCAUGAUCGGUCUGGCGGUCAACGACAUUCAAGAAAGGAAAUUGGAAUCUCGCACUAUUCAACAUGAAUACCCUCUUAGUAGCCAAAAGUUACAUUACGUGAACGAUGGAUCGAUAUGGAAAUUAAUCAGUAUCCGAAUUAAUAUCGUUGCAUUAGGGCCAUAUACGUCGAUUGUUGAAACAAGCGGAAUUUGUCGCACAUCUGGAAAGGGUGACGUCACACCGAAUCUUUCGCAGCAAUUGGCUACAUCCUCGCUUAAGAAUGCUGUUGCACUCGAGACGCGACAUUCCCACAAAAAUUACGCUGGUCUCUCGUGAAAAUUAUUUUCAUCAUAUGAGUCAUUUUACGGAGUCGCCUCUUAAGAUUCCAGCCGAUCUAAUAGAAUCUUUAUUUCUGUUAGCCGCCAAGACAUCUUU
This is a messenger RNA of Monomorium pharaonis (pharaoh ant), 3197 nucleotides long. Its product is annotated as transient receptor potential channel pyrexia. Gene Ontology annotation, cellular component: membrane. Gene Ontology annotation, molecular function: monoatomic ion channel activity; protein binding. Bases 888 to 3098 code for a protein of 736 amino acids. Gene Ontology annotation, biological process: monoatomic ion transport; transmembrane transport. The record is from RefSeq and is a predicted model, not a curated record. The transcript has 8 exons. Lineage: Eukaryota; Metazoa; Arthropoda; Insecta; Hymenoptera; Formicidae.